AUGACGCAGAUACGAGCAUCGAUACCAUCAUUACCUUUGCCCGCCAGCAAUCGACCACGAAUCCGUGAUCUCGGCUACAGCCCCGGCAGGUUCACACCAGGACCCCAAAACUCCAUUCUUGACGUACCAGGAGUUCAAGUUGGCCAGGUUACGGUUCAUGAAGGCGCCAACAUCCACACGGGGUUGACCGUCAUCUUGCCUCGCGGUGUAAAAGACACUCGACUGAAGCCUUGCUAUGCGGCAACCCACGAUCUCAACGGGAUGGGCGAAUUGACAGGUUGCCAUGCCCUUGCUGAGUACGGCUACAUCAACACACCAGUCGCCAUCACAAACACGCUCAGCGUGGGCAAAGUCUACGAUGGCCUCUUCCUAUGGCAAAUGGAGCAGGCACGCAAAAACGGCGAAGACGACAUUGAAAGCCUACGCCGAUUCUCCAUCCCUGUCGUCGGAGAGACCUACGACGGCCUCCUCAACGACAUCAGCGCCUCCGUAAUAGACAAAGCCUCCGUCUACGCCGCCAUUGAAGCCGCCCAGACGCAGACAGAGGUCCUGGAGGGCAACUACGGCGGCGGCACGGCCAUGCGCUGCCAUGGAUAUAAGGGCGGAACGGGCACCAGCUCGCGCAUUGUCCCUGGUGCGGAUCGUGACUACGCACUUGGCGUCUUGGUGCAGGCAAACCAUGGUCAGAAGCCUGAUCUGAGGAUUGGCAACGUGCCUGUUGGCGAGCUUUUGAUGGCGGAGGAAGCAGAGGCUAGGGGAGAGGCUGCAAGGGCAGACAAAGGCUUGCCCAUUGGCGGCAAGGCAGCUGAAGGCAGUAGGUUGCCCCUGAACCGACGAACGGACGCCCCUUUAUUGCCUCAUCAACUGCGACGUCUCGCACAGCACGCCGGCAUGGGCAUCACUCAGGUAGGAGGCCACUCGGCAGGGCGAAACUUUUCUGGAGAGAUAUUCCUUGCCCUAUCGACAGGGACGUCGCCAAACCAACUCGCGACUUCGUCCGACGGUUUUGCAUAUCUGCCACCGCUGGAAACUCAGCCCGUCGAGACUCUAAAGAACGAAACAAUAGACUCCCUCUUCUACGCGGUGUCAGAGACAACGGAGGAAGCCAUCUUGAACGCCAUGUGCAAGGCAGAGACUCUGGUGGGCUUCAAGGGUAGGACUACGACCGCUCUGCCGGUUGACAGAGUGCAAGAGUUGCUCAACAAAUACGGAGUUGGCUUGAGAAAGUAA
Molecule: messenger RNA, 1230 nt
Organism: Trichoderma reesei QM6a
Lineage: Eukaryota; Fungi; Ascomycota; Sordariomycetes; Hypocreales; Hypocreaceae
Exons: 5
Coding region: 1-1230 (409 amino acids)
Molecular function (GO): aminopeptidase activity
Source: RefSeq, a predicted model, not a curated record